UGAUUACAAAAGGAAGAGAGGCAGCGAGUGCUACUCUGCAGCAAGCACAGGGUGGACAAGUUCAGAUGUGAGAGAUUGCGAGAGAGAGAGAGAGAAAGAGAAAGAAAGUAAGAGAGGGAGAGGGAGAGACAUAAAAUUUGUCUGAGAAAGGUUAACAGGACUGACUGAGUAGAGUGGGAGUGUAAAAAUGUAAGAGCAAGUAGGAGGGAAGAGAGAGAGAGAGAGGAGAAGAGAAAGGGAGGAGAGCGUGUCUGAUAGACAGUCUGUUGAGCUUGUCUGGAUGCGUCUGAUCAUUCUGCUCACACAGGUGCAUGUGGAGCGUCUGUGAACAUGGAUGGACACGCUUUGUGACGAUGGGUCAAACAGAGGGACGGAUGGAUGGAUGGAUGGAGGAACGAAUCGUGACGACCUUGGACCUAACUCUCCGCAGCGCUUGCCAGAAGACUGUAGUCUGUGUCACAUGACCACAACACCUCCUCAACUUCUGCAGGGGGGCAUGCAGUGCCAGUGUGAGUGACAGGCAGCGUGAGCCAAUGAGCUUCACACCAAACCCAGCUCUAGUCCCAGACAGGGACAGACUCCCACUCAAAAAGAGGGACCAAAGACCGAGCUCACCACAGCAGCAGCAGCAGCAGCAGCACUGUGAUGCUGCAACAUUCAAGGCACCCUACCCUUACAAGAGCCACAGUGAGUUUAAAACAAAGCACACAGGCCCUUUCCAGCCCGUACCGAGACGGGUUCCUGCACUGUACCAGCCCUGGAUGCAGACUCACUCAUCCGCCAGGUCCAAACCUCACAACCUCUCUGCGUUCAGGGAUCAUCAUGGCCUGGCAGAGUGGCGAGAGUUCAACCCCCUGCACCCUGCAUGGGCUUUUUCUCACUACUAUCAGCACCACGGCCACUCGUCCGACACACCCGCACUCCACCUGGGCCAUCCACACCAUCCCUCCAGAUUCAGCCCAGUCUCCUUGGUCACUGAAGGUUUCCAAAGGGUGGGUGGAGGGUAUGGCUGGGAGCAGCUCAAGACAUUAAGGGACAAGAGUUUAAACACAGAGAGGCAGAGCAAUGUGAGGAAUAAAGGACCAUAUGUGAAGAGAAGAGACAUAAAAGCUGAGCAUUUCCCCAGGGUUGAAAAAGCAAGUCCUCCAUCUUUGAGCACAUGCCUACCUCACUCUUCGCAUGAGGACCUUAAAAUGCAAUAUGAUGCGUUGCACAAAUCAGCAAAGGGUGUCAAACAUCCCACUUCUGGACAUUCCUUCAUAAGAGUUUCCCCUGACGACAACUCAAGCAACACAUACACCUCCAUGAAGGAGGACGCAUCCAGAUCUCCUGCUCUGCCCUCUUCUGAGCAGGCUUCUUCCUCCUCUUCCUCUCCUAACCACUUUCCCUGGCUGCUCCCUCACUUUGUGGCAGGCUCUCUGAUCGAGCUCAGAGACGGGCGGCUGAGGAGGGUGGAACACCUGCAGACGGAAGACUUCCUGCUGGGAUCACUGGCCUGUCCAGACCUGCGCCUGAGCUGCUGCACGGUGCAAAGCAUCUCUCCUUCGGCCUCCUCCGCCACCAUUUCGCGGCUCCUUAUCCUGCUUCACGACCAGCCGUCCCAGGAGUUGGUGGACGUCUAUGUGGAGUACCCCUUCUUUGUGCGUGGGAGAGGCUGGUCCUCCUGCAGCCCUCAGAGGACUGCCCGUCUCUGUGGCCUGCAUUGCCGCCAGCUCAGUGUUGGGGACGUCUGCCUGGCUCUCACCCCUAUCUCAGCCCCCCAGCCUCCAGCGUCGGCCACCCUGGAGCCAAAAACCUCACCCAGUAAGUCAGAGGGAGGGUGUGAGUCUUUAGAGGCACCACAACCCCAGAUUCCCCUAGGGCCAGAGCGGCAAGCAUGGGGGCAGAAGAAGGAGGCAGAGGCAGUCCGCAGGAGACACUAUUCGGCCCCUUAGUUGAGAGGUCCAAGGAGUAACUGCAUGUAGUGUGGGGAGGCUUGCUGUUUAAAGGACAGGGAGCAUGUCAAUCUCUUUUAAGCUCUGCUAUUGUCAGCCUAUAUCUGCUGUCUUUCUACCUCCUGAAUUAUAUUUCUGUGCUUGACUGUCGUUUUUUCAAUUGUAUCUAAGGAGUGAAAGAGGAUAGAUAGGACGAACUCUCAGGAUUCCCCCAGAGGUAAACUUAAAUUAGCAUAUUUGUCAAGGUAAGUCAGGGAUCAAACACUGACUAUGUGAGUUGAGUUAAACAUUACAUUUGCUGUGAGCCUGAUCAAAGUCUAUGAUAACACAGAAUUCAGAUCUUACUUGUGUGAAAUUGGAGAACCAAAGUGUACAUAUAUGUUGCCACAGGGAGCUGCUUCUGCGACAGUGAAUCUGAGGAAGAUCUGGGGAAGUUUUAAAGCGAGAGUUCACAUUUUUUCAAGCAGUUCUGACAAAAUCGGCCCACGUUCCUUGAAAAGCACAGAAAAAUACUCCCUCAGGUCCUUUACUGCUGAUGAUCAUAUCGUUUCUAGUUAUAUCUUUCCUGUCUUACAUUAUGUAAGACUUCUUUACGAUUAUAAAACGAUAGGUUUCAUUCCAAAUUACUGUAUAUCCUUAAUGCCAGAAACCUUUUUUUUUUUAAAUGAUUGAGAGUGACCUUUCACAUUGACAGUCAACACCACUUUUGAUUGCAUCAGUAGGAUUAUGUUUUACGCUUCUACCUCUAUUUUAUAUUCAAGGUGAUAGUGAUAAUCGGUGAGUUUGUGUGUGGGCUGUGUUGUAAUAUUCUACUGUUGGAAGCUCUCAGCUUCUUGGUAAAUGUCAGUGUGAAUGCCUUUAUUUGCCUGGUUGUUACAGUAUAUAACUGCUUUGCUUUUGUACUGAAGCUCUUUUUUUAAAUGCCUGUUCCAUUGUCAAGAGUGGAGAUGCUUGUGCCGUUCAAGUACUUUAAAAGCACAAUCUGUGAUUGGUGUACAGUGCUAAAUGUCAGCACCAAAACAUGGUUUCCUCCUGAGUAUACAUGGCCCACAUUUUGACGAACAAUUAAAUUGUACAAAAUGAAAAUGCAGACCAUGUGGACUCAACUAUGAUGUCACAGUUAGGGCAGAUAAGGUGCUGUACACACAGAUUGGGUCUUUACUUUGUGAAAAAGUUAUCUCACUGUUAAAUAAAUGUGUUAAGUUAUUUGCAUAUUGUUUUCACAUAAAUCUCCAAAACCCAUUAAUAACUCACAAAAACAUCAAAUAACUAGCCAAAUGUGUGUUGAA
Messenger RNA from Perca fluviatilis (European perch), 3223 nucleotides. RefSeq lists its product as uncharacterized. The transcript has 3 exons. The coding region runs from base 534 to 1934 and encodes 466 amino acids. Gene Ontology annotation, biological process: negative regulation of transcription by RNA polymerase II; nervous system development. Gene Ontology annotation, molecular function: protein binding; RNA binding. The record is from RefSeq and is a predicted model, not a curated record. Lineage: Eukaryota; Metazoa; Chordata; Actinopteri; Perciformes; Percidae. Gene Ontology annotation, cellular component: nucleus.